Messenger RNA from Nerophis lumbriciformis (worm pipefish), 1859 nucleotides. It is a transcript of the gene slc22a2, whose product is annotated as solute carrier family 22 member 2. Gene Ontology annotation, cellular component: membrane. Gene Ontology annotation, biological process: transmembrane transport. Lineage: Eukaryota; Metazoa; Chordata; Actinopteri; Syngnathiformes; Syngnathidae. The record is from RefSeq and is a predicted model, not a curated record. Gene Ontology annotation, molecular function: transmembrane transporter activity.
CGGGCCAGCUUCCACUCUGUGCUUAUCACCGCCGCUGCCAUGACCUCGUUUGACGACAUCUUGGAGGAAGCCGGGAAGUUCGGCCGCAGCCAGAGGCGCAUUUUCGCCCUGCUAUGCUUCGUGUCCAUGCCCUGGGCCGGCGUGUACGUGGGCAUCGUCUUCCAGGGAUUCACCCCAGACCAUUGGUGCCGUGACGACGCCGUCCAGCAAUGGAGGAAAACGUGCGGUCGGAGCUUGGCCGAUGGCCGAAGUGUGAUGGCGCCGCUGGUGAACGUGUCCGGUGUGCUGCAGCACAGCAGCUGCGAGCAGUACGACGUGGACUGGAACGCCACGCUCACCUGCGAUGCUCAAAAGAUGGACCUGAGCAGCACACCCACAACGCCCUGCAAGAGCAGCUGGGAGUACGACUAUGAGGGGAGGCAGUCCUUCGUCACAGAGUUUGGCCUGGUGUGCUCUGACGCUUGGUUGGUGGACAUGUUCCAGGCCAUGCUCAACAUCGGCUUCCUGCUGGGCAGCAUAACCAUCGGUUACCUGGCCGACAGGUUUGGCAGGAGGUUAAGCUUCCUGAUGUCCAACGUGUUCAACGGGAUUGCGGGGAUCCUGGUGGCUGUGGCGCCCAACUACGUGUCCAUGUUGAUCUUCAGGAUGCUGUACGGCUUUGGCGUGAAGGGAGGCUGGAUGGCGGGAUACGUGCUGAUCACAGAGAUCGUGGGUGUGGAGUACAGGCGCACAGUGGGCGUGGUUUACCAGAUGUUCUUCAGUGUAGGUCUCCUGGUGCUCCCCCUGCUGGCCUACUUCAUCACUGACUGGCGAUGGCUGCAGGUCGUCAUCACUGUGCCCUACAUCUUGUUCAUCAGCUACUACUGGUUCAUUCCGGAAUCUCCAAGAUGGCUGCUGUCCCAGAACAGGAAGUCCCAAGCUGUGGCAAUCACUGAGGCCAUGGCCAAGGAGAACAAGAGGACUUUGUCCAAGAACAUUGAGACUUUAACUGAUGAAAACGCUGAUCCUUCUGCCACCGCCUCCUUCAUGGACUUGAUCAAAACGCCCAAAAUGAGGAAGCACACCUUCAUCCUCAGCUUUAACUGGUUUACCAGUGCAGUGGUCUACCAGGGUCUGAUUAUGCGACUGGGCAUUAUGGGAGGAAAUGUCUACAUCAGCUUCCUCAUCUCCGCUCUCAUGGAGUUUCCCGCCGCUUUGCUCAUCCUCUUCACCAUCGAGCGUGUUGGCCGCCGCUUGCCCUUUGCCGCCGCCAACGUAGUGGCCGGAGCCGCUUGCUUCAUCACCGCUUUCCUUCCAGACAGUGUGCCCUGGUUGAAGACGGCAGUGGCCUGCGUGGGCCGACUGGGCAUCACCAUGACGUUUGAGAUGGUCGUCUUUGUCAACACGGAACUCUACCCGACGUUCGUCAGGAACCUGGGUGUGUCCGUGUGUUCCACACUGUGCGACAUCGGCGGCAUCGUUGCUCCUUUCCUCCUCUACCGGCUGGCCACCAUCUGGCUGGAACUACCCCUCAUAAUUUUUGGCAUUCUGGCUUUUUUGGCCGGCGCGUUGGUCUUGCUGCUCCCGGAAACACAAGGCGUCCCGCUGCCCGACACCAUCGAUGACAUCGAGUUCCCUGACAAGGUGAAGCUAAAAGCCAUGCAGAAGAACCAGCAGUUGACCACGCUCCUUCCCCCCGACGCCAACAUUUCAAGUAACCAAAACCCAGCAAGCGUUUGAAAUCCUCCAAGUAUUUAUUCACGUUCUGUCACCUCCAUCCGUGCUUUUGAUGGCCUCCACACUAAGGUAUAAUUGAUUCAAAUAUUGUUUUUAUUGUAAUUAGUGACCACCAAUAGUUGAAUAAAGAGUGUUCUAUUUGG